CCCUUUUAUGCCGCUGACAAAUUCUUCUCUGCCCAUCUCAUUAAUUUCUUGUACAUAGCUACUUGAUCAACUUAUAUAUUCUCCUUUCUUUCUCUUUCUCUUCCAAGUUUCUCCUCCAACUUCUCAACCAUAUACACAAUUUACUAUAUAGUUUUUCAUUAGAACAUUUCCAAUGGGGAGAUCACCAUGUUGUGAAAAGGUUGGUUUAAAGAAAGGGCCAUGGACAUCUGAGGAAGAUCAAAAGCUCUUAUCAUACAUUGAAGAACAUGGUCAUGGAAGCUGGCGUUCUUUGCCUACAAAAGCUGGACUUGAGAGGUGUGGCAAGAGCUGCAGACUAAGAUGGACUAAUUAUCUAAGGCCGGAUAUUAAGAGGGGAAAGUUUAGUGUGCAAGAAGAACAAACCAUUAUUCAACUUCAUGCAUUUUUAGGCAACAGGUGGUCAUCAAUAGCCACACGUUUGCCCAAGAGAACAGAUAAUGAAAUCAAGAACUAUUGGAACACACAUCUUAAGAAAAGAUUAACCAAAAUGGGAAUUGAUCCUGUUACACACAAGCCAAAAAAUGAAACCCUUUUGCCUGAAAAUCAUUCCAAGAAUGUUGCAAAUCUUAGCCACAAGGCUCAAUGGGAGAGUGCAAGACUUGAAGCUGAAGCAAGAUUGGUUAGAGAAUCAAAGUUACGUUCGCAGUUGCAACAUCAAUUUGGAAGUAAUACUUCUGUUUUUCCGUCGCAAUCUUCGUCAUCAUCUUCAAAUCAAGUACUAAAUAUUAAAGAAGAAGGUGAGAAAGAGUGGAAAGGUUAUGAAGAUUCAACACAUUUGUUAGAAUUCAAAGAUUUGAUGGAGAAUUCAUCAAUGGCUUUUAGUUCUACAUUGCAACAUGAGAUGACAAUGAUCAAUGUUGCUGAGGAGGGUUUCACUAAUCUCUUGCUUGAUAAUUCUAACUCCGGUGACCUGAGCUUGUCACCGGAGAGCGGUGGAGAAUGUAAUACUUGUGAUGGAAGUGGUAGCGGCGGUGGAAGUGAUUUCAAUGAAGAUAACAAGAACUAUUGGAACAACAUUCUUAAUUUAGUUAAUUCUUCGCCUUCUGAUUCGUCAAUGUUCUAAUAAUUAGAAAAAGUUGAAUUAUCGAUAAAAAUUAGUGAUGAAAAACAAAAAGUUUGUCUCUAAUUUUUGUGUCGUGCUAAACGAUGACAAUAUUAGAGUCUAAAAUAUUUUUUCGUCUCUAAUUUUCGUUGAUAAUUCAACUUUUUUAGUGUUGAUUAGUUGAUCAAAUUGAGUUUGUUUAUGAAAUGUGAAUUUUAGAAUGCUUCUCAAACCAAUCAAAAGCUAUUGGUUUUUCUGUUAAAAAACAGGUCUUUGUUGGUUGAGUGCUUGGUCAAAUAUUGAUAUGAAAUUGUUUUUAAUUUGACUCGUUUCUAUAGACAAGUUGGUGGCAAGACUCAAGUGUGUGACAUUUUACUUGUUGGUAAAUUUCCUAUGUUCAAACUCUAUAAAAGAUCUAAUAAUAGAAGUAUUUAGUAUGGA
This is a messenger RNA of Medicago truncatula (barrel medic), 1522 nucleotides long. RefSeq names its product transcription factor MYB16. The coding region runs from base 173 to 1102 and encodes 309 amino acids. Lineage: Eukaryota; Viridiplantae; Streptophyta; Magnoliopsida; Fabales; Fabaceae. The record is from RefSeq and is a predicted model, not a curated record. The transcript is spliced from 3 exons.